Molecule: messenger RNA, 2940 nt
Organism: Eriocheir sinensis (Chinese mitten crab)
Lineage: Eukaryota; Metazoa; Arthropoda; Malacostraca; Decapoda; Varunidae
Product: cell division cycle protein 23 homolog
Exons: 13
Coding region: 130-1923 (597 amino acids)
Biological process (GO): cell division
Cellular component (GO): anaphase-promoting complex
Molecular function (GO): protein binding
Source: RefSeq, a predicted model, not a curated record
GUCCCUGGCAGCAGCUGGUCACGCCGAUGUCAACAAAGCCGCGGCGAGGACGGCAGAUUUGAAGUUCCCGGAGAAGAGGAGAAGAAUCUGAGAGUGGGCGUGAGCGAGGGCGUGGCGGGUCCUGUCGUGAUGGCGGGGGAGCGGGAGGGCGGCCGGGACCUACCCUUCCUGCGGGAGGUGAAGCGGGACCUGACGGUGGCGCGGGAGGAGUGUGUGCGGCGCGGGCUGCUGCACACGACCAAGUGGCUGAGUGAGCUGUUGCUAUGUGUGCGCGACGUGCCGCUGGAUGAGCCGCUGCCCUGCUGCCCCUCGCUGCAGGAAGUGUUGGGGGAGGAGCUGGACCACUACAACCUGGCCAAGUCAUACUUCGACCUCAAGGAGUAUGACAGGUGUUCCUACUUCACCAAGCACAGCACCACAUCACUGGGCCGCUUCCUGCACCUGUACUCAACCUACCUGUCGGGCGAGAAGAAGAAGAACGAUGACAUUGUGGAUACGCUCGUGGCUAACGAGCAACACAAGGGCGGCUACCUGAAGGUGCUACACACGGAGCUGUCCAAGAUGUACAACCUCACCCAAAACCCCUGCAGAGAUGACGGUGGUGGUGGUGAUGGCAGCGGCGGCACCAUGGACGCGUGGCUGCUUUGGGUGUAUGGCGUGGUGUUGAAGCGUCUGGACCUGACUCAGCAGGCCGUGGAGGUGCUGAGCGAGGCGGUGCACCAACAGCCGCUCCACUGGGGGGCCUGGCUGGAGCUGGCGGCACUCAUCACUGACAGGGAGAUGCUGGGCACACUGAAGCUGCCUGACCACUGGAUGCGUCGCCUCUUCCUGGCACACACCUACCUGGAGCUGCAGCUGAAUGACGAGGCGCUGGAGAUAUACACGAGUCUGCAGGACGCUGGGCUGGCCAACUCCACCUACAUCAUGGCGCAGGUUGCCAUCACACACCACAACCAACGGGACGUGGACCAGGCUGUGACGAUCUUCAAGGAGCUGGAGGCGGUGGACCCUUACCGCCUCGAUAACCUGGACACCUACUCCAACCUGCUCUACGUGAAGGAGAUGCGCGUGGAGCUGUCCUACCUGGCCCAUCGUGUGGUGCAGGUGGACAAAUACAGAGUGGAGACCUGCUGUGUUAUAGGUAACUACUACAGCCUGAGGUCACAGCACGAGAAGGCGGUUCAAUACUUCCAGCGAGCCCUGCGCCUCAACCCUCACUACUUGGCUGCCUGGACGCUCAUGGGCCACGAGUACAUGGAGAUGAAGAACACCAACGCCGCCAUACAGUGCUACCGCCAGGCCAUUGAGGUGAACAGAAGGGACUACCGGGCAUGGUAUGGCCUGGGACAGACUUAUGAGAUCCUCAAGCUGCCUGCCUACUGCCUCUACUACUUCAAGCAGGCCCAGAAGCUGCGUCCCAAUGACUCCCGCAUGCUGGUGGCCCUCGGGGAAAGUUACGAAAAGCUGGAGAAGACGGAGGAGGCCAAGAAGUGCUUCCUGAAGGCUCACAGUGUUGGCGACAUUGAAGGCAUUGCACUGCUCAGACUGGCAAAGCUGUAUAGUCGGCUGGCCGAGGGUGACCGGGCAGCCGUGCUGUUUGAACGUUACCUGCAGGAGACAGAGGAGGUGGGGCCCAGCGAGGACAGAGGGCAGGCCUACCUCUUCCUGGCCAACCACUGCCUCCAGAAGAACCUCUUUGACCUGGCCUAUGAGUAUGCCCAGAAGUGUACACUCUUCCCUGAGACGCGAGAAUCUGCCAAGACAAUGCUGCGGGAGAUUGCCAACCGAAGACAACACUCAGACCAGAACACACAGGACGACUGUGGCAGCGUGCUGGUGAGCAGAGCAAGACCACGACCUCUUGGGGGAGACCGCUCAAACAACAGCAGAUUACCUCCCCUCUCCCUUACCUAUACCCCUUAGCCCCCCCCCUCUCUUUCCUACACCCCCUAGCCCCCCAUCCACUCCUCUCUUACACCCUCUAGCCCCCCUCCUCUAUCUACACCCCCUAACCCUCCCCUCCUCUAUCUACCCUCCUACUUCUCCCCCUCUCUCAACAUCACCUACUGCAUCUCCCUUCGCCCCUUGGCUUCCUCACAACCAGCAAACACUACACACACACACACACACACGCACUCUCUCUCUCACCUGCCCUUCACCUUCCCUCUUCCUUUCCUUUUAUACACUCCUCUCUCAACUUCACUCCCUCAUUUUACCAGACCUGCCAUCCCACCCUUUCUGACCAACCUGUUACCUCUCAUCCACUCACUUUUAUACAUCUUAUCUUUCUUUGCCUAUGCUUACGGUACAGUCUCAUUUGCCUACCUAAGUGAUCAUAUCUCAGUUAACUAAGACAGGCACUACUUCAUCUCCAAGACAAGUUUCUCCCUCCCCCAGCCCCUCCAUCAACAACCUUUCAUUCAUCAUUUCUACAUCUUAUCUCUUUCCCUACACUUCUGGCACAGUCUUAUUUGCCUACCCAAGUGAUCGUCUCUGUUACAGUUCGCUUAAGGCAGACUCUACUACAUUCCCAAGAUCAGUUCCUCUCUCUAUCAAAAGCCCUUUCACUCAUCACUUCUACACCUUGUCCUUCUUUGCCUACACUUAUGGCACAGUCUCAUCUGCCUACCCAAGUGAUCAUCUCUUUUAGUUAACUUAAGGCAUAUUCUACUACAUCCCCAAGACAAGUUCCUCCCUCUCUCAGCCCCUCCGCUAAACCCCCUUUUCCUGUAUUCACCAUCAAGUACCAGUUCUUGGAUCACAUGCACUGACCAGCUAAUUAAUGAGCCUCAGCUUCUUCAUUGGUACAAAAAAAUGUAAAGAAUUUAUAUUUUUACAGUUAGGAAAUAAUAGUGCCCUUGUAAUUAAUGCAUCCCCAUGUUUCUAUUGUCAAUAGUGUUUUGUGUAGCACCCUCAAAUACACUACUUGUUAAGAAUUUU